AUCAUUCCGUCAUGUUGCGCCAAUUUCACAUGGGCGUAUCUUUUGUGUCCUGUUCCCUUGGUGUAAUGUUCUGUGUCAACAGAAUAUAAGAACGACAACGAACACUUUGCCUCACCACAGUCCUUUCCACCUGAUCUAUCAUCAAGUUCAAGGACACACAUCUUCUGAAAGAGAAACAUCGAAGAAAAUUGUUUUCCUAAUGGAAAAAGAGAUUUUCUAAAUGAGAAACAGAAGCAUUGACAUUUUUAGCCUGUUUGCUGAAAAUUACUGGUACAAAAAGACUAUUUUUUCAUGGAGUGAAAAACCGUGUGAGGAGCAAACAAACUUGCGAUGAGCCCCCUGAAUUCAAACUCCUUUACUAACGCCAGUAUUGUGCGUCCUGAGUUCUUUGUCAUAAGUGGUUUUGCCGGUAUUUCCCAUGCAAACUACUACUAUGUGUUCUUGUGCUUCGUUUAUGCUCUGAGUCUACUGGGAAAUGCCUUUGUCAUGUUUAUGAUUUACACUGACCACUGUCUCCACACUCCAAAAUACAUUGUCGUUUUUAAUUUGGCUUUGUCCGACUUGUGUGGAAGCACUGCACUUGUUCCUCAGAUGAUUGACACCUUACUGUUUAAAUCACAUUUAAUCUCCUACAAGGCCUGCUUGACUAGUAUGUUCUUUGUUUUUUGGUUUCUCUCUGUGCAGUCUUUCACUCUCUCUGCUCUGUCCUAUGAUAGAUUCGUUGCUAUAUGCUUUCCACUGAGAUACAAUGAGAUUGUGACUAGUAAAUCAAUGUUGGUGAUGACAGCGAUAUUAUGGAUUUUUGCCAUAAUGACCACUCUCAUAGCUGUGAUUUUUAUCAACAGAAUAUCAUUCUGCAAAUCCAUUGUGGUAAACAGCUUUUUCUGUGAUCAUGGAGCAAUACAACUUUUGGCAUGCGAUGACAAUCCUCCAAGUGCUGUGAUAAACUGGACACAUCCCAUUAUAAUUCUCUGGUUACCGGUACUUUUUAUCACAGGUACAUAUAUUUCUAUAGCCAGAGCAUUAUUGAAAAUUGCAGAAGCUUCUGAGCGCCUCAAAGCCAUGAAGACCUGCACCUCUCAUUUGAUCUUGGUGGGUGUGUUUUAUCUUCCUAUAUGUAUCACCUAUGCAAUGAGCUCCACCAUUCAAUUGAACGCCUGGAUAGUUAACAUGUCUCUGACAACUGUCUUGCCACCAAUGCUGAAUCCAAUCAUUUACUCUCUGAAGACAGAGGAAUUCACAGAAUCCAUUAAAAAGCUGUAUAGAAGAAACAAGAUUCACAUCGUUGUAAGGAAUAAAUGAAUAAAUGUUUUAAUCACACAUGACUGAAUAGCAACUUUGACUAUUUUCAUUUUUUUAACCCCCCACUCAACUGAACUAUAAGAGCUAUUAACAAAUUAAAUACAAUGAAUUGGA
Messenger RNA from Anguilla anguilla (European eel), 1416 nucleotides. RefSeq names its product olfactory receptor 1-like. Gene Ontology annotation, biological process: G protein-coupled receptor signaling pathway. NCBI's taxonomy places the organism in Eukaryota, Metazoa, Chordata, Actinopteri, Anguilliformes, Anguillidae. Gene Ontology annotation, molecular function: G protein-coupled receptor activity; olfactory receptor activity. Gene Ontology annotation, cellular component: membrane. The transcript has 2 exons. Bases 331 to 1302 code for a protein of 323 amino acids. The record is from RefSeq and is a predicted model, not a curated record.